Molecule: messenger RNA, 1104 nt
Organism: Ramularia collo-cygni
Lineage: Eukaryota; Fungi; Ascomycota; Dothideomycetes; Mycosphaerellales; Mycosphaerellaceae
Exons: 1
Coding region: 1-1104 (367 amino acids)
Source: RefSeq, a predicted model, not a curated record
AUGGCACACUGGCAUCCAAUGGGAGCAGCUGGGCAUUUUCGAACCACUGUCCUCAAUGGCUGUCCUCAAUACGUAGAUUUUCCGCAAGAGCACAAAAAGGCGAGUCCUAUGUCUUCUCCUCUGUCUUCCUUUUUGCCCAAACCACAUCACAUCUUCCCAUACCACUCUUCCGUCAACACAAAGCAUACGCGGUUGAAUCCCAACCACUCCGCGCGUGCACUGAACUGCUUUCUUCACACUCCAGUUUACUCGACGCCACUAUCUACCGGCAUCAUGAAGAGGUCGGCCAGACAGCAAAAGGCAGCAGACCAGACCCGCAAGAAGAUUGAAGAGCGCAAUCGGAAGAAAGAUCAAGAAGAGCGGAGAGCUAGGAGAGCCGCUGCUGUCACCGCCACUGCCGCCGCCGCCGCCGCCGCCGCUUCUCCUGAGUCUCAACGAAUUUUAUCGUCGACUCCUCCGCCGCCCACCACAACGACUCAACCACCACCAUCGACCCCCGAUGGAUCACGUUCGGAGCCAUGGCUGAGAUCGUCUCCAGAGACGCCGGCGUCUCACUCUGCGGGAAGCCUGUCUCAGUCUUCCUCAGAGAGUGUCAAAGGUCCCUUGACGCCGCCAACGGAUCACACCAUGCCGAGUGGCUCGUGCUCCGCCCAGAGCUUGUCGACAUCUCCCUCUCCAGCAUCGACAACCAUGGGAAUCGGGGGCACUCCAGCUGCACAACCAUCGCCGAGCGAAGAGGGGGAGGCCGCGUCUAACGCCUUCUUAGCGAAGCAAAUGCAGAAUCGCCCCGAAGUUUUUGUCGAAGCCGCUCAGGCCAAAAAGAUGAAAAAGACCCAGAAGCAACGGCAGCUGAGGGCUGCUCUUCCAGACUUGCGAAACGCUCUGCCAAGUCUAGAAAUGAAGCAUCAGAUUGAAGAACGCGCCAAGAUCAAGAAGCAGCAGAAGAAGGAGAAGAAGGAUGAAGAGCGUAGGAGGGCCGAGCGGGAGAGGGUCAUUGCGCAGAUGGCUGAGAAUGGCACUAUCGACCUGGAUGAAAUUGCGAGGGAACAGAGAGACGCGACAAAGGAAGCGAUGGUCGGGCAGGAAAUUGUUAAUGUCAACUGA